This is a messenger RNA of Eutrema salsugineum, 2456 nucleotides long. RefSeq names its product protein AUXIN SIGNALING F-BOX 3. Gene Ontology annotation, cellular component: SCF ubiquitin ligase complex. The record is from RefSeq and is a predicted model, not a curated record. Bases 574 to 2307 code for a protein of 577 amino acids. The transcript is spliced from 3 exons. NCBI's taxonomy places the organism in Eukaryota, Viridiplantae, Streptophyta, Magnoliopsida, Brassicales, Brassicaceae. Gene Ontology annotation, biological process: SCF-dependent proteasomal ubiquitin-dependent protein catabolic process. Gene Ontology annotation, molecular function: protein binding.
GAGAGUGUGUUUCUUUUCUUCUGAUUCUGAGCUUUUUUUUGGUUUGCUUUGCUUGCGUGAACUCUCUCUCUCUCAUCCAAAUCUUUUGUUCAUCAUUGGACUUGGAAGCAGUCCAGAGUUUAUCUAUAGAUUCAUAAUUCUCCAUCUUUUUUUUCCGACUCUUUCUUCUUUCUCUUCUUCUUUAUAAACAUCAGCGAGUUUGGUUCCGACGACGAUUGUAAGUCGCUUCAUUUGCUCGAGGUUUUCAACUUGUUCGUCGUAGAUCUAGUUGAUUUAUACACCUUUAGAUCUGAAUCUUCAACUUCAGUGUCUAGUUUAUAGAGUUCACGAUCUUGUGUACUCAUUAUUCUUUGUUUAUCGAGCUCCGGAUUUUCAAAAUUGCUUUUUUUGAAUACGAAUCUAGCUUUCCCUCGCCUGAAUCGAAUUCAAAUCCACGAGUCUUCAAGUUCCGGUGAAGUUUUUAUAGAGCUUAGCUUCUCUGUUUUGUGAGCUUUUGAAUUCAAAUCCUGCUAGUGUGUGGAUCUCGCUGUACCACGAAGCUUCGCUGUUAGGGUUCAGCAAUCGAUAGAGGAGAUGAAUUAUUUCCCGGAUGAGGUCAUAGAGCACAUUUUUGACUCCAUAGCUUCUCACAGAGACAGGAAUUCGAUAUCUCUGGUUUGCAAAUCGUGGCACAAGAUCGAGAGGUGCAGCAGGAAGAAAGUGUUCAUCGGAAACUGCUACGCCAUCGACCCGGAGAGAUUAAUCGGGAGGUUUCCAUGUCUCAAAUCGCUAACCUUGAAAGGCAAGCCUCAUUUCGCCGACUUCAACUUGGUUCCUCACGAAUGGGGAGGUUUCGUGCACCCUUGGAUCGAUGCUUUGGCUAGGGCUCGUGUCGGGCUCGAGGAGCUUAGGUUGAAGCGGAUGGUCGUCUCUGACGAAAGCUUGGAGCUGCUUUCUCGUUCCUUUGCGAAUUUCAAGUCAUUGGUGCUUGUUAGCUGUGAAGGUUUUACCACUGAUGGCCUAGCCUCCAUUGCCGCCAAUUGCAGGCAUCUUCGUGAGCUGGACCUGCAAGAGAACGAAAUCGAUGAUCACAGAGGUCAAUGGCUCAACUGUUUUCCAGACAGCUGCAUCACUCUUACUUCGUUGAAUUUCGCCUGUCUUAAAGGAGAAACCAACCUGGCUGCUCUAGAGAGGCUCGUCGCAAGGUCACCGAACCUGAAGAGCUUGAAGGUUAACCGUGCAGUACCGCUCGAUGCGCUCACAAGGUUAAUGAGCUGUGCGCCGCAGCUAGUGGACUUGGGAGUUGGGUCUUAUGAGAAUGAGCCUGAUCCUGAAUCUUUUGCGAAACUCUCUGCUGCCAUAAAUAAAUGCACCUCGUUAAGGUGCUUGUCGGGCUUCUCAGAAGUUGCUCCACGCUGCCUCCCAGCGUUCUAUCCAAUUUGCCAAAACCUUAUCUCCUUGAAUCUCAGCUACGCAGCCGAAAUCCAAGGCAACCACCUCAUAAAAUUUAUUCAGUUUUGCAAGAGACUCCAACGGUUAUGGAUAUUGGAUAGUAUUGGCGACAAAGGACUUGAGGUCGUGGCUUCGGCUUGUAAAGAGUUACAAGAGCUGAGAGUUUUUCCCUCUGAUUUACACGGUGAAGAAGAUAACGACGCAGCUGUGACUGAAGUCGGACUAGUCGCAAUCUCUGCAGGUUGCCGUAAACUUCAUUCGAUUCUCUACUUCUGCAAACAAAUGACAAACGCAGCGCUCAUAACCGUGGCCAAGAACUGUCCAAACUUUAUCCGGUUCAGGCUAUGCAUCCUUGAGCCAAACAAACCUGACCACAUCACAUCUCAAUCACUAGACGAAGGCUUUGGUGCUAUCGUACAAGCUUGCAAGGGUCUGAGACGUCUCUCUGUCUCGGGUCUCUUAACCGACAAAGUCUUCCUCUACAUCGGUAUGUACGCGGAACAGCUCGAGAUGCUGUCGAUAGCUUUUGCAGGGGACACUGACCAGGGAAUGCUCUAUGUGCUGAAUGGAUGCAAAAAGCUGAGGAAGCUAGAGAUAAGAGACAGUCCGUUUGGGAACGCGGCGCUUCUUGCUGACGUGGAGAAGUACGAAACAAUGCGAUCCCUUUGGAUGUCGUCUUGUGAUGUAACGCUCGGUGGCUGCAAAAGGCUCGCGCGGGAUGCGCCAUGGCUCAACGUGGAGAUCAUCAACGAGAAUGAGAGUAAUGGGAUGGAGCAGAAUGAAGAAGAUGAGAGAGAGAAGGUUGAUAGACUUUACCUCUACCGAACAGUGGUUGGGACUAGAAAAGACGCACCGUCAUGUGUUACGAUUCUUUAGCCUCUCUACUGGUCAUGUUGGUUUUUGUUUUAGGCUUUUGAUGUACUUUAGGUGUAGUUUCUUUCAGACAAGAACCGAUUCUGUGAAGCUUCAUGUGUUUUAGACCUUUUUCGUUUUGGCGAUUCUUCUUACAUGCUAUACUCUGCUUA